AACGGCAGCAGCAUGAGUAACCCAAAUGCUGCGCCUGGACAGGGCUCUAAUCCCAAUUUGGUUUCAACGGCAGUCAAUACUGACCUGAAAGGGCUGAUUCAUUGCCAUUUGCCAAGCUUUUCGUACAGACAUGGAAUGAUUCCAAAGCUCUACGUGAUGCCCUGGAAACAAGAUAUGAAGUUUCGCAAUAUGGCUUUAAAGCAUGCUAAACUUGUUGAGCUUUAUACCGGCCCCCUUGAAGACAGUCUGUUUCUGGAGAAGUGUGAAAGGCAUUGUCAUGGAGAAGACCGAAAGCAGCUUCUUCAAAAAGUCCCUUGUCGACUGACCGUUGAAGACAUUCCCAUUUAUUCCCAUCUUUCUAGAUACCAUAAGUCCAUGAUGGCUUAUGGCUUCAGGAUCAGACUCUGAGGCGCUUCUCUCCAGCGGCAGCUGCAUUGGCCACAAAUUAAACAAUGCUGCAUGAAAACAGCGCACAAUU
Lacerta agilis (Sand lizard) is the source of this 478-nucleotide messenger RNA. It is a transcript of the gene SPMIP10, whose product is annotated as testis expressed 43. The coding region runs from base 13 to 408 and encodes 131 amino acids. The record is from RefSeq and is a predicted model, not a curated record. NCBI's taxonomy places the organism in Eukaryota, Metazoa, Chordata, Lepidosauria, Squamata, Lacertidae. The transcript is spliced from 3 exons.